Messenger RNA from Elgaria multicarinata webbii, 2316 nucleotides. RefSeq names its product zinc finger protein 420-like. Bases 173 to 1852 code for a protein of 559 amino acids. The record is from RefSeq and is a predicted model, not a curated record. NCBI's taxonomy places the organism in Eukaryota, Metazoa, Chordata, Lepidosauria, Squamata, Anguidae. Gene Ontology annotation, cellular component: nucleus. The transcript is spliced from 3 exons. Gene Ontology annotation, molecular function: DNA-binding transcription factor activity, RNA polymerase II-specific; RNA polymerase II transcription regulatory region sequence-specific DNA binding. Gene Ontology annotation, biological process: embryo development; urogenital system development; regulation of transcription by RNA polymerase II.
UGAACUGAUCCUUGGAGGUCCUUCUGGGCCUCGUUCGCUUGGUGGUGGAGCGGAAGCAGUUUCUGCACAGCCUGGGCAGGGUCUGGUGACCUUUGAGGAGGUGGCCGUGCAUUUCUCGGAGGAGGAGUGGGCUCUGCUGGAUCCAGGCCAGAGGACUCUGCACAAAGAAGUCAUGGAGGAGAAUUGUGGGAUCCUGGCCUCUCUGGGUGAUCACAGGGAGAGCAAGAAAAAUGGCCCACACCAGGGAAGGGAAACUGAAACUGAAGAGAAGAGGGAAAACGAAUCCAUUUCUUUUGAAGGAUCAGAGGUCUGUGAAACUCCAAUACUAGAAGCACCAAGUAAAAAGAACAUUUGUAAAAGGAAGAAACAGAGUAAAACUCAGAAGAUUCAAUCUAACAAAUAUCAAAGGUUUCAAUGUUUAGUGUGUGAAAAACAAUUCACUUUCAACUCACAACUUAACUUGCAUCAAAGAAUUCACACUGGGGAGAAACCCUAUAAAUGCUUAGAAUGCGGGAAGACUUUUGCUCAGCUCACACAUCUUAAGCAGCAUCAAAGAAUUCACACUGGGGAGAAGCCCUAUAAAUGCUUAGAAUGCGGGAAGACUUUUACUCAGCUCACACAUCUUAAGCAGCAUCAAAGAAUUCACACUGGGGAGAAGACCUAUAAAUGCUUAGAGUGUGGGAAGAGCUUUGCUCUGGGCAAACAACUUAAGCAGCAUCAAAGAAUUCACACUGGGGGGAAGCCCUAUAAAUGCUUUGAGUGUGGGAAGAGCUUUGCUCUGGGCAAACAACUUAAGCAGCAUCAAAGAAUUCACACUGGGGAGAAGCCCUAUAAAUGCUUAGAGUGCGGGAAGAGCCUUGCUCACAGCACAAGCCUUAAGCGGCAUCAACAAAUUCACACUGGGGAGAAGCCCUAUAAAUGCUUUGAGUGUGGGAAGAGCUUUAUUCAACGCACAAGCCUUAAGCUGCAUCAAAGAAUUCACAAUGGGGAGAAGCCCUAUGAAUGCUUAGAGUGUGGGAAGAGCUUUGUGCGCAGCUCAAGCCUUAAGCACCAUCAGGAAAUUAACACUCGGGAGAAGCCCUAUAAAUGCUUAGAGUGCGGGAAGAACUUUUUUCAGAGCAACGUCCUUAAGAAGCAUCAAAGAAUUCACACUGGGGAGAAGCCCUAUAAAUGCUUAGAGUGCGGGAUGAACUUUGCUCAGAGCACAACCCUUAAGCAGCAUCAGGGAAUUCACACUGGGGAGAAGCACUAUAAAUGCUUAGAGUGCGGGAAGAACUUUGCUCAUAGCAAUGUCCUUAAGCAGCAUCAAAGAAUUCACACUGGGGAGAAGCCCUAUAAAUGCUUUGAGUGCGGGAAGAACUUUGCUCAACGUGCAAACCUUGAGCGGCAUCAAAGAUUUCACACUGGGGAGAAGCCCUAUAAAUGCUUAGAAUGUGGGAAGACCUUUGCUCAAAGCGCAAGCCUUAAGCUGCAUCAAAGAAUUCACACUGGAGAGAAGCCCUAUAAAUGCUUAGAGUGUGGGAAGAGCUUUGCUCAAAGCGCAAGCCUUAAGCUGCAUCAAAGAAUUCACACUGGAGAGAAGCCCUAUAAAUGCUUACAGUGUGGGAAGAGCUUUACUCAAAGCACAAGCCUUAAGCUGCAUCAAAGAAUUCACACUGGGGAGAAGCCCUAUAAAUGCUUAGAGUGCGGGAAGAGCUUUGCUCAGGGUAUGCAUCUUAAGCAGCAUCAAAGAAUUCACACUGGGGAGAAGCCCUAUAAAUGCUUUGAGUGCGGGAAGAGCUUUGCUCGGGGUAUACAUCUUAAGCAGCAUCAAAGAAUUCACACUGGGGAGAAGCCCUAUAAAUGUUUUUAGAGUCGGAAGAUCUUUGCUCUGUGCUCAAGCAGCAUCAAAGAAUUCUAUUAAAGCAGCCCAAAAUAGCAUUUCCUUUUAUUGCAGCCAUAUCACAGUGUUGGCUCAUAUUCUGCUUGUGAUCUACAACAAUUCCAAGAUCCUUCUCGUUUGUAGUAUUGCUGAGCCAAGUAUCCCCCAUCUUGUAAAUGUACAUUUGGUUUCCUUUUCCUAGGUGUAGAAGUUGGCAUUAAUCCCCAUUAAAAUUCAUUCUGUUGUUUUCAUAUCAGCACUCCAGCCUGUCAAGAUCACUUUGAAGUUUGUUUCUGUCUUCCAGGGUAGUAGCUAUCCCACCCAAUUUUGUGUCAUCUGCAAACUUUAUAAGCGUUCCCUGCACCUCCUUCAAUAUUUAAUAAAAAUGUUGAAGAGGACUGGGCCCUGGACUGAUCCCUGCGGUACCCCACUCCUUACCUCCUCCCAGAUUGAGA